AUGCUUCAAUUUGUUGCUCAGCGAUUGCCAUUUGAACGCUUGUCUGUCUCACAAGAAUUUGCUUACAAUUUAUUCCCAGAGAACAAAUUCAAGCAACAUUUUAUUGAGAAUAUCCCUGCAGAUAACGAAAUCACGCUCUACAAAUGCGGACCUUUUGUUGACCUUUGCAGAGGUCCCCAUCUGAAAAGAGGGAUCACCGUAUUAUUUGGCAAGAAUCAGGGGCUAUUUGCAACACAUCCAACAAGUCCAGGAUCUGCGUUCAUGUUGCCACAUGGAACUAGGAUUGUAGAGAAGCUGAUGCGGUUUAUGAGACAGCAAUAUCGCAAAUAUGGCUUCGAAGAAGUGAUGACCCCAUUGAUGUACAAGAAGGAGCUGUGGGAGACUUCGGGACAUUGGCAGAACUACAAGGACGAUAUGUUUCAGCCAAUGAAUUGUCCUGGUCAUUGUUUGAUUUUUGAUAUGUCGAACCGAUCAUAUAAGGAUUUACCUAUUCGCUAUGCUGACUUUAGUGCUCUUCACAGGUAUGCUGCUAUCAUUAGCUUUAAAAACUUCCGUUUCCCAUCCUAUGAACUUGCACUGUCGAACACGCCGCUCACCAACUAUAUGGGCACGACUGAAGACUGGAAUGCCGCAGAAGACUCACUCCGUCAGGCAUUGGACCAAUCGGGGCUCUCCUGGUCUGUUAAUGAAGGCGAUGGUGCGUUUUAUGGACCCAAGAUUGAUAUUCUGGUCAAAGAUGCGCUCGGUCGACGGCAUCAGACUGCUACGAUUCAAUUGGACUUCCAGUUGCCACAGAGAUUUGGAUUGGUAUUUCAGGAUCAAAAGGGUGAGAAGCAGACUCCUGUGAUUGUACAUCGUGCAGUGUUAGGAAGCGUGGAGAGAAUGAUGGCGAUUUUGAUUGAGCAUACAGGUGGCAGGUGGCCAUUCUGGAUCUCACCAAGGCAGGCCAUGGUUGUGCCAGUUGAAAGCACAACAAACCAUGGCGAAUCAUUAAUAGGAUAUGCCGCCUAUGUCAAAGAGACCCUGGCGAAAGCAGGACGAACGCCAAAUCCCGUUGUUGCGAUGGAUGACAAGCACUACUUUGUGGAUAUUGAUCAAUCAGGAGGAACACUCAACAAAAUGGUCCGAGAUGCACAAGUAGCUCAAUAUAACUUUAUUUUAGUGAUUGGUGAGAAAGAGAAGGAGCGGUGCACAGUGAAUGUACGGACGAGAGAAGGAGAACGAUAG
Molecule: messenger RNA, 1227 nt
Organism: Lobosporangium transversale
Lineage: Eukaryota; Fungi; Mortierellomycota; Mortierellomycetes; Mortierellales; Mortierellaceae
Exons: 6
Coding region: 1-1227 (408 amino acids)
Biological process (GO): threonyl-tRNA aminoacylation
Cellular component (GO): mitochondrion
Molecular function (GO): ATP binding; threonine-tRNA ligase activity
Source: RefSeq, a predicted model, not a curated record